AUCAGUCCAUGCGAUGUUCUGAGCUGCUCAACAGUGAUUAUUCUGAUGUCCUCUAGUAUUAUCAUGUUGGUUGUGUGGGUAUCGAUUUUUACUUCUUUAUUGAUCAGCAUGUUGGUUCUACUGCUUGUUGUUGGUGCUAUACUAAUACCAAUCACUGUUCUACUAUUCCUUGGUAUGAGACAAUGGAUUAAACAAAGAUCCAUGCAACUGAUUCCUCAUUUGAAGACUCCAAACCCAGAUGGUUCCAUUCCUCAAAUUGUGGGAUUCUUCCAUCCAUACUGUAAUGCGGGGGGCGGUGGUGAGAGAGUACUUUGGUGUGCGAUUAAUGCUUUACAAAGCAAAUAUAAAAAUAUAAAAUGUGUUGUUUACACUGGCGAUGAGGAUGCAACAGGUCCAGAGAUAAUCCAGAAAGCGAGACAGCGAUUUAAUAUAGUUGUCAAAAAACCUGUUGAGUUUAUCUUCCUAAAGCGACGCAAUUGGGUAGAAGCUACAACAUGGCCUUAUUUCACACUGCUUGGCCAGAGUUUAGGUUCACUGAUGCUGGGAUGGGAAGGAUUGAUGCAAUGUGUACCCGAUAUUUACAUUGAUUCCAUGGGUUAUGCGUUCACUCUACCGAUGUUCAAGUAUUUGGGUGGAUGUAAAGUUGGUUGCUACGUUCACUAUCCAACAAUUAGUACUGACAUGCUUUCGCGUGUCCGAGAACGCAGACAGACAUACAAUAACCAAGACGUUGUUUCGCAAAGUUCAGUACUGACGAGCUUGAAAGUUUUGUACUAUCGUAUAUUCGCGUACGUGUAUGGUGUGGUUGGUGCAAGGUCUGACAUAGUGAUGGUCAAUUCUACCUGGACACACGGACACAUUCAGGACUUGUGGGGUGUUAAAGAGAAAACAUCGAUAGUGUAUCCGCCAUGCGAUACUGAAGAUUUUCUAAGACUACCCCUCGAAGAUGACAGCACAAAACUUAAUCACACAAUUGUGUCCGUUGCUCAGUUUCGACCUGAAAAAGAUCAUAGAUUACAGCUGCUUUCGUUUCAAAGACUACUUCGGUCGACAUCGGAAACACAGCGGGAUAGACUCACGCUGAUAUUGGUGGGUAGCUGCCGAAAUCAGGGAGAUGCAGCUAGGGUAGAUGAAUUAAGACAACUAUGCGAGGACUUGAAAAUCAGAUCUAAUGUUGAAUUUAAAUUAAACGUUUCAUUUGAUGAGUUGAAAAAAUACCUUGGAGAGGCUACCAUUGGUCUCCACACUAUGUGGAAUGAACAUUUCGGUAUUGGUGUGGUUGAGUGCAUGGCGGCUGGUACGGUUAUCCUUGCACACAAAUCGGGUGGUCCCAAGAUGGAUAUUGUCAUAAACUACAAUGACAAACCUACUGGUUUCCUUGCGAAUGAUGAAGAGUCUUAUGCCAAUGCCAUGGAAACCAUUCUAAAGAUGCCAGCCCAGCAAAGAAUGGAGAUGAGGAAGAAUGCCCGCAAAUCUGUGGUUAGGUUUUCAGAACAGGAAUUCAAUGAUAAUUUCCUCAAUUCAGUGCAGUCUCUCUUUAAUUAA
Molecule: messenger RNA, 1545 nt
Organism: Saccoglossus kowalevskii
Lineage: Eukaryota; Metazoa; Hemichordata; Enteropneusta; Harrimaniidae
Product: asparagine-linked glycosylation protein 11-like
Biological process (GO): protein N-linked glycosylation; dolichol-linked oligosaccharide biosynthetic process
Cellular component (GO): endoplasmic reticulum membrane
Molecular function (GO): GDP-Man:Man(3)GlcNAc(2)-PP-Dol alpha-1,2-mannosyltransferase activity
Source: RefSeq, marked validated